AUGCUUUCGUCAAAGAAAUGUAAAAUAGACAAAUCGGAGACAAAUGGUAAUGAGAGCGACCAUACAAGUACACGUUCUGAAUCAACAGUCAACUUAGAUUUUCAUCCAUUGACUGAACCUAUUCGACAAUUGCAUGAUAAAUUUACGCAUCUUACUUCAGCAGAUUGUAUUGCACAUCCACUAUCUCAAUUAGACGAAUGGAAGUGUGAAAGUUAUCGUUUAAUUGAUCAACUAUAUGAAAUGAAACGUCAAGAAAUGGAAAUAAUUGUUAAUAAAAAUUUUACUAAAUAUAAAACGGAUCAAUUAAAAUUAAUUAAUGAUUUAAAAAAAGAAAUUCGUAAACAACAUUUAGCACAAGUUGAACAUCAAGAUGAAGUGUUAAAACGACGAAUGGAACAUGUUGAACAAGAUUUAGUCGAAUUUCAAAAGAAUUUUAUUCAAAUUGAAACAAAACCAUUACAAGUUGAUUCUGAUUAUAUUCAUGUUCAAACAAGUUAUAUUAAAUAUUUUAAUGGUGGUUCACUAUUAUCAAAUGAACAAGAAUUAAAAUUAAAUGAAUUUUAUGGUGGAGGAAAUGCGAAUGAACAACAAUGGGAAUUAUUAUAUAAAGCUAGUCGAAAUGGAUUUUGUGCUGAAGAUUUUCAUCGUCUAUGUGAUGGUAAAGGUGCAACAAUGACCAUUAUUCAAUCAAAUGAUGAUGUUGGAUAUUUAUUUGGAGGAUUUACAACGGUAUCAUGGAGUUCCACAUGUAGUUGGCAACCAGAUCCUCAAGCCUUCUUAUUUACUCUCACAAAUCCUCAUAAUAUUCCAUCAACAAAAUAUAAUGUUAAAGAAAAAUCAAUGCAGUUUGCUGUUUAUCAUGAUGCAACAGUUGGUCCAUCAUUUGGCGGUGAUAUUUGUGUAAAAAAUAACAGUAAUGCUUUUAUACGCUUUCCUGUUACAUAUUUGGAUACUACACAUUAUGGUGAUAAAACAUUUACGGGCAAUAAACAUAUGACAAUCUCAGAUAUUGAAAUUUAUAAAAUAGAUUAUAAUGACAAUUUAGAGCGAAAAUUAAAUAUUAGUAUUCAAUUAGCGUGUGUUGUUGAUGAAGAAAGUGGUGCUUGUUCGUCGAUUGUGGUUCGUUAUUUAUUAGAUAAAAAGUUAAUGUCGCGUUUGGGUGCUAUUUAUUUGUAUCCAGUCACAAAUGUCAUUGAUAGACAUGGACGACUGCUGCGGUUGUAUGAUACACAGUCACUCAUUAGGGUUCGUGCAUAUGGGUGGGUUUUGACGGAUUGA
This is a messenger RNA of Didymodactylos carnosus, 1278 nucleotides long. The record is from the annotation of a GenBank genome assembly. NCBI's taxonomy places the organism in Eukaryota, Metazoa, Rotifera, Eurotatoria, Philodinida, Philodinidae.